AUGGAAGAACAACAUUCUAUGAUAAAUAAUAAUAAUAAUAAUUCAAAUGAAAUUGUUCAAAUAACGUCACUAUCAAAUUCUCGUCAUUUACAAAUUCGUCGAGGUAUUUUACGACAAACAACAAAUUUACGUUCAUCACCAUAUAAUGCAACCUUAUCAAAUUUAAGACGACGACAAACAUCUCUUAUAGCUUCUCAAACUAUAAAUAAUUUAAUAAGUAAUAUUGAUAAUAAUGAUAUUACUAAUAAUAAUAUUCAAACUAAUGUUAAUAUAUCAUCUAUUGAACAAGAUGAUAUUGAAAUGUUUAUACCAGAAAAUGAAAUAGUUCAAAAUAAUUUUCUUGUUACAUCUGAUGAUGAAAAUGAUAAUGAAAAUUUUGAAGUAUUAGUUGAUUUUUCAAAUACAUCACCAAUAGAUUUAACUAUUACAAAUGAAAAUCAUAAUUCAAAUAAUGAACAAAGUCAAUCUUAUCAUUCAUUAUCAACUAUUGAUUUUGAUCCAGAUGAUGAUGAUAAUGAUGAUGAUCAUCGUUUUUAUUAUACAUCAACAUCCAUACCUGUUCUUGAUUAUUCAUCAUCAUCAUCAUCAUCAACAACAACAACAACUGAACCAUUAAUUAUUCACAACAACCAAAUUGAUAUGACACAACAUCAAUAUUAUGAUGAAUAUUCACCAUCAAUCAAUCAUAAUUCAAAUAAUAAUGAAGAUUUAAGUAUUGAAAUUAUAUUAGAAACUGCACAAAAUAAUACAUUAACAAGAACACCACGACGAAGACGUUCAAUUAUUUCAUCAAGUAUUCGAAAUAAUCGAGGUUUACGUUUAUCAGAUAUAUUAAGUAUACCACAAAAAAUUUAUAGUUCAUUAAAAGAACGAUUUGAUGAUAAAUAUCAACAAACAAUUAUGAUUAAUACACAAUGUUAUAUUUGUUUAGAAGAUUUUCAAUCUAUUGAUUCAAUUAAAAUACUUAAUUGUCAACAUAUUUUUCAUAGUGAAUGUAUCAACGAAUGGUUACGUUCUCAUUCAAAUUGUGCUUAUUGUCGAACAACUGUUCUUAUUGAUAUGUUACGAUCAUCAUCAAUAACAACAACACGACGUCGACAAAGAACACGUGUAAGACGAAAUCAUAAUACAAUUACAGAAUCUCCUACAAAUAAUUCACUUCAAUCAAUUUCUAUCGAAUCUUCGACGUUUGAACAACAACAAUCUUAA
Messenger RNA from Rotaria sp. Silwood1, 1209 nucleotides. NCBI's taxonomy places the organism in Eukaryota, Metazoa, Rotifera, Eurotatoria, Philodinida, Philodinidae. The record is from the annotation of a GenBank genome assembly.